Molecule: messenger RNA, 1254 nt
Organism: Lichtheimia ornata
Lineage: Eukaryota; Fungi; Mucoromycota; Mucoromycetes; Mucorales; Lichtheimiaceae
Exons: 9
Coding region: 1-1254 (417 amino acids)
Biological process (GO): dephosphorylation
Molecular function (GO): phosphatase activity
Source: RefSeq, a predicted model, not a curated record
AUGGUUCAAGCAAAGAUCCCCUCUGCAGACUCUGGUACAUAUCCCGAAGACUUAGAACUCACCUUGUUGCAGGUUGUCCAUCGUCAUGGCGAACGCACACCUGUACGUAGACGAUUGGAACAACUCUUCCCAGCUGUGUGGACCAUGUGUGAAGCCAACACGGCCAUGUUUGCUACCAUUGCUGCUAUCAACGGCAAACGCGAGUUCGUACCUCUGCAACGCCUUGUCGACGCCGAAUUACCCAACAAGACCCAGUUGACAUAUGAGCCAGGUUCAUGCUACUAUGGACAAUUGACCAACGUCGGCCGUAGCAGUAUGGCAGCCCUUGGAAGCAGGUUGCGCGAGAUUUAUAUAAAUCGUCUUAAAUUCUUGCCUGAUGUUUUCGAUCAAAAUGCGGUCUAUAUCCGAUCCACAGAUUACCCACGUACACAAGAAUCUGUACAGCAAUUGGUUGCAGCUGGAUUGUAUCCAUCCGACAAACGACCUGAGGAUUUUACAUUGCAAAUCAGAACUCGCGAUCAUAUGAAAGACAACAUGUUCCCAAAUCCCAGUUGUUAUCGUCUUCGACAACUUUCUAAGGAAGCACGCAAUGAAGUGGCUGAAGAGAACAAGGAACGUUUCGCCUAUCUCACCAAGCGAUUCAAAAAGUAUGUCGAUGAGGUCUCGCUUGACAGUCAUCCUUCGGCCAACGGUAUUUUAGACACUCUUGCAUCUGCCAAAGCACACGGAUUCAAGCUCCCUGAAGAUCUCGAUGAGGAGUUGCUACGAGAAAUGGAGGAAGUGGUUAUGCUGGAAUGGUUCCAAGGUGCUAUGAAGAACCAGGAAAUCCGACGUCUUACAUUGGGCAGCUUGUUGGGUGAUAUUCGGGACCGUAUGGUUGCAAGAGCUGAUGGAUCAGAUAAAAAGACUGGUGAGGAUGCGCGAAAGCUUUAUAUUUACUCUGGCCAUGACACCACAAUUGCUCCUUUGUUGAUCAGCAUGGAUGUCUUCAACAAGAGAUGGCCUCCAUUCAGCAGUUCUAUUGUUUUUGAGCUCUUCAAACAAAAGGGUGGUGGAUCUUGGUUUGGUCGGUCACAAAAGAGCUAUGUACGCGUACGUUUCAAUGAUAAGAUCAUGGAGCUACCUGCAUGUGCAGCACCUGGAGAUCAUCAUAGCAGCGGCGAUAAGAGUUUGUGUACCUUGGAAGCGUUCCAGAAGGCCAUCAAGGACAAUAUUCCAGACAACUGGGCCGAAGAAUGUGCACCCAAACAUUGA